This is a messenger RNA of Helianthus annuus (common sunflower), 1072 nucleotides long. Its product is annotated as LEAF RUST 10 DISEASE-RESISTANCE LOCUS RECEPTOR-LIKE PROTEIN KINASE-like 1.3. Gene Ontology annotation, molecular function: polysaccharide binding. The transcript is spliced from 2 exons. Bases 87 to 890 code for a protein of 267 amino acids. The record is from RefSeq and is a predicted model, not a curated record. Lineage: Eukaryota; Viridiplantae; Streptophyta; Magnoliopsida; Asterales; Asteraceae.
CAUCUCCUUUUCACACAUGGUAGCAGUUGUUAAAAGAUUCCCCUAAACAACCUCCCAUUCAACACUCAUCCAAGUCUUCUACCACCAUGAAUUUCCAUCACUUGAUUCCCAAAUUACUAAUCUUGAUCAUAACUCAAAUACGAUGGACCAACUCCGAAGGCUUCUACGACACCUGCAGCCGUUCCUUCAGUUGUGGAACCAUCUCCGGCAUCCAAUACCCUUUUCGGCGCCAUCAGGACCCUCCAGAAUGCGGGUACCCUGGCUUUGAACUAAACUGUGACCAAAAUAAUCUACCCACCAUCAAUAUCACUAACAUUACAUACCGGGUUCUAGGCAUCGAUCCAGCCACCCAGAUUCUAAAACUAGUUAGAGGAGAUAUGAUCAACUCAUGUCCACAAGAUCUAGUGAACACCACGAUCAAUCACCAGCUCUUUGACUACACCCCAAGCUAUAUGAAUAUUAGUUUUCUAAUCGGAUGCCCGAUCCCUUUCGAUGUUGAGGGGAUGAUCAGCUCAUUUUUUUGCACUAAUAUUGGAAUUAAUCCAGUUAUUUUAGUUCCAGGGGCAACGGGCCCGGGUGUGUGUAAAACUAGUGUUGUGAUCCCAUCCCCGGUUGGGUUUACAGGGUUGGUUGAGGUUCUUCAGGACGGGUUUGAGGUCAAGUGGAAGGUUGAUCCGGGGCCUUGUGCGGACUGUAUCCGGUCAGGUGGUCUGUGUGUGUCUGAUAUUAGUAGACUUGCAACUACAUGUGCCUGCCCUGAACCACCUCUUUUGGCUGACACUUGCUCCAAUUCCAAAGUUAACAAAACUGAUGUUGGUUUAUCUCCACCAUCGUCAACGUCGUCACCAACGUCAACAGGGGGCAUCAAGCAUUGUCCGGUAGCAGCGUAAGUGAGUUCACAAGGGCGCAAGCGUGAGGAAAUUCAUGGGUGUGGGGCGGUGGUGAAAUUUUGUGGGGCCAAACUACACACUUCAACCGACCACGUAAUCCUUAUUUUCUUUUAUCUUUUAUUUCUAUUACAAUUGGUUCAGUAAAACCAUUACAUAAUGUAUGGGUAAACGUAAGUGAGAGC